AUGAAAUACGUACUAAGGGGCCAUAAAAGAAACAUCCAAAAAACCUGUGAACAUUCGUUUAAAUCAUAUUUUACAAUCAAUCAUUUAUGUGUUGGUAAUUUGCCUACCUUUGUAAAAUUACAAGAACAUAAUAUAUUGUUUAGGAAGAAAGAAAUAUAUUUUUUAAGUACUUGUAAAAAGGAAUUGUGUAAGUAUGAUUAUACGAAUGAGAGUGAGAAAGAAGGAAAAAAAAAGAAUAAACUAAUUAACCUUUUGAAUUACCAUGAUGAUAAUAAGAAUAUUUUAACAAAAGUAUGUCUUGUAAAGAAUGAAAGAGAUAUUAUUAAUAUAUUACAAGAAAAUAUAAAAAAUGAAAAAAAUAUUUUGAUUACACCUCAGAAUAUAGUAGAAUUAUUACAAGCUUAUAGUAAAUAUAAAUAUUACAAUGAAAAAAUUAUAAAAUUAAUAAUUCUUUAUAUGAAAUAUAAUAUGAAUAAAUUUUCUUUUAUAAAAUUAUGUCUUUGUUUAAAUUAUUUUGUUAAUUUAAAUAUAAAAAAUGAACCUUCUUUUAAUAAUAUUAUUUCUAAUAUUAUUAUGAAAAAAAUAAAAAAUGAUGAAUAUAUUGAUUCAUAUGCAUUAUGUAUGGUGAUCAAAUAUUUAUUAAAAAAAAAAAUAGACGAUAUUAAUUUAAUAUAUAUGUUGGUAAUAAUAACCGAAAGGAAGAUAUCGGAAGGGCUAUAUAAUAUAUAUGAUGUCUAUAAUUUAAUUCUUUCUUUUUUAAAUAUACAUACGAGUAUUAUUAAUCCUGGCCUGUAUCAAAAUAAGCAAACAAAAAUAAACAACAUGAAUAAAAAUAAAAAUAAUAAUAAUAAUAAUAAUAAUAAUAAUAAUAAUGAUAAUAAUAAUAAUAAUAAUAAUAAUAAUGAUAUACAUUUAUAUGGUCAAGAGAAAAAUUAUUAUAUUAAAAAAUCUCAUAAUCCUGUUGAUCGUAAUAUAUCCAUAUUUAAUGACUAUCAAAUGAAUGAAUGUAUUCAUCUUUACAAAAACGAUGAUACUUUUAGAAUAUACGAAGAUACCAAAAAAAUAAACGAAGAAAAUAUAUACAAGAUGCUACAUAUAUAUAUUAAUUUUGAUAACAAAAAUAAUAAUGAUAUUAUUUUAUUAUUACAUAAUUUAAGAAAUAAUUUGUCACAAAAGUACUUUAGAUAUAAAAUGUAUAUGAACAAUGAUGAUAAAACAAAAUUAUAUGAAAAUUUAUUAAAAGAAAUACAUUUUAAAAAAGAGAUUCAACCACAAUAUAUUGCUCUUCUGCUCAUAAAUGUAAUGAAGUUUAUAAAUAAUUCCGAACUUUCAGAGGAAUUAUUUUUGUACACUCUAAAAAAUGUUCACACACAUAUUAAAGAAGUUGUCAUGAAUACAAAAGAAAAUGAAAUAAACAAAUACAAUCAAUUUUGUAAUGAUAAAAAAACAAAAGAAUUAUUUAUAUUUAAUAAUAAUAUGAACACAUUUUGUGCAGAACAAAAGGUAUGUUCUCAAAAUAGUCAAAAUGAGGUACACAUUAAAAAAAAAGGUUGUUUUGAAAAACCGCUUGUUUUUUGUUAUCCUAUUAAAAAAAAAAAAGAAAACCCUUAUGAAGAAAAUAUAAAAAAAAAUAACAAUGCAGAAAAAAAAACGAGAAGACACUUUAAUGUUCAAGAAAUUGGUUUGAUAUUUGAAUUUUAUACAUCUAUGCAAAAUUAUAUAAAAGAAAGAAAAAAACAAAUUCCUCAUCAUGUUGAUGGAAAAUUUUAUGAUACACUUCCUUUGGAUAUGCUCAAGAAAAAUAAUAUCAUAUCACACAUUGAAAUGUAUGAUAAUAAAGGGAUUGUACAAAGUGAAGAUAUUUUUAAGGAUGAUGUACAUAUGAAUAAAACGAUUGAUACUAAAAAUAAUCUAAGUACAUUUGGGUAUCAUGAUAGAUGUUAUUUUAUGGAUCAGUUAAUUAGAUAUUGUGAUGUGUUGAAAUUAUAUACAAACAUAUUAAAGAAUUGUGUGUUUUUGUAUUCCUUAUAUAAAAAAGAAGAAAUAAAAAAAAAAAAAUUAAAAUACAGUGGUGAUAAUAUAAAUAUAAUAACUUACUGUAAAUUAUUUAAAAAUUUUUUAGAACUAUAUAGUACACAUAAUAAUUUCCUUGAUAAAAAGAUAUUUUAUUCCUUUUUCGAAGAAUAUUUUUUUUUAAUAGAAAAAAAAGAAAAAAAAUUAACUCUGAAUGAAAUUUGUGAUAUUUUAAAAAUUAUAUAUACAUAUAAAAAUACAUAUGUUUUAGAAAGUUUAUUAUAUAAUAAUAAAGAAAGCAAAAUGUUAUUUAUUAUAGAGAAUAAUUUAAUAAAGUAUGUAACAAAUGAAAUGAAUAGAAUAAGAAAUGACAACCUUUAUUUUGUUAUUAUGUCUUUUUAUUAUCUUUCAUUUUUAAAAUGUUAUAAUUUUAUAACAUAUUCAAAAUUAAUUAAUUUCAUUUUAAGUAAUGUAAAAAAUGAUGUGUGUAUCAAACAUCUUCCAUAUGUAAUAAUAGGAAUAAUUAAUUUUUUUAAAAUGUACAAAAAAUUUAAAAUAUCGAAAUGUGAAAAAAAGGAAGAAUAUAAAUAUAAUGAAAAUUUAAAUCAAAAUGAUUUAUAUGAACGAGAUAAUAAUAUAUCCAUGUUUAAUGAUAGAUAUAAUAAGGAAUUAAAAGAAGAAGAAAAAAAAAAAAAAAAAAAAAAUGUUCUUAUGAUACCAAAUAAUUCUUCCUAUUCAUUAUAUAAUGAUAAUAAAAUAUAUAGGUUACAUAUAUUGUUCGUUUUGUUAAAUAAAAAUUAUAGUGAAUAUAAAAUAUAUUAUAUAUUAAAUUGUAUAUAUAUGUUAAUCAAAUUAAUAAAAGAAAAAGAUUUCCCAACAACAUAUAAUUAUAUAUCUAAAUUUCAUUUAUUACAAAUAUUUAAAAAAUUAGAAAAACAAAUGGAUAUAAAUAAUAAUAACAUAGAAGAAAAAUAUAUAGAUAACCUUAAUAUAAUAGAAAAAGAAAAGUUACAUAUUAUAAAUGUUGAGAACAACAAUAUACAUAUGAUUUAUUAUAACAAAUAUAAUUAUUUUAUUAACUAUGUGAAAUAUAUAUAUUGUAUUUCAUUUCUUAAUUCUUAUAUUGAUCUGAGUCAUUUCAUAAGUAAUAUUAUGAAAAAAAAAAUUACAAAUAAUUUUGUAUCGACAUUUUAUACACCUUUUAAUUCGUAUUUAAUAAGUAAUUUUUUAUAUAAUUAUGAAAUUAUAAAAAAAGAAAAAUAUGAUGAAAUCAAAAAGUUAUCUAAUUGUCCCAACCAAAAUAAUGUUUUCAAAAAAUAUAUAUAUAUUUCAUCUUUAAAAUAUAUCCAUAUAGAAAAAAGUACACAUUUUAAUAAAUGUAUAGAAUAUAUAAAGAAAUGUAAUUUUUUAAAUAUAUAUAAUAUUAUUUAUAUAAUAAAGACAUAUAAAUUCUUAUGUUAUUAUAUUAAUCAAUAUAAUAUUUUAUUAUUAAACAACCUUAUAUUAUUUUUAUAUAUAUAUCAAAAUAUUAAAAUGUCAAGCUUAUAUGAAUUAUUAAUUGAAUAUAUAAAAUUUCUAUAUUAUCUAGAAUAUAUACAAAAACUUAUCUUUUUAAAAUCCAACAAAGCAAUCAUAAAAGUUAUCAUCUUCUUGUUAAAAAUGUUAUCUAAAUAUAAUAUGAAUAAUUUUGAAAAUAAUUAUAUAGGUAUGCUACACAUAUCUUUAUUAUACAUGUCUUAUUUUGUUAAAGACUUCCAUUCUAUUUUUUCAUUCCUCUCUCUCAACUUUUUGAGGCACCUCAAUUUAAUUUUAGGAAUGUCUAUGAUAAAAAAUUUGGAAACAUAUGAUCAUUACUAUAGUUUCCAGAUAUAUAUUGUCAAUAUACUCAAGGGGGUUAUUAAAAAGAAGAAAAGAAUUAUGAAUGAAUAUAAUGUUGAAAAUACACCUUAUACAAUAGAUAUUCUUAUUAAAUAA
Plasmodium reichenowi is the source of this 3987-nucleotide messenger RNA. RefSeq names its product mitochondrial rpoD precursor, putative. Bases 1 to 3987 code for a protein of 1328 amino acids. Lineage: Eukaryota; Apicomplexa; Aconoidasida; Haemosporida; Plasmodiidae. The record is from RefSeq and is a predicted model, not a curated record. The transcript is spliced from 2 exons.